CCGCUUCGAUGAGCACACACAACUCUCCAGCUCUUCUGUGAUAACCCAUCCAAGAGACAAAUACUCUCCCAGUCCCGGAUUUUGAAUUUUGAAACGAAAAUAUCAAAAUGAAGUGGAUCAUCGCAUCAGUUUUUGUCUUACUCGUCGCAGCAUUCCAGGCUGGCGCUCAACGUCCUGAGCGUGACAUUAGUCUUCACCUGGGCGGUGGCCAUCACCACGACGAUCACCACGGACACGGGGUCAAACAAGUCGGCGCUUCAGCCUCGGCCUCGGCCGUCGUUGAGACGAGAAAAGGUUACGGCAAGGACAUCCCACAGCCGCCGCUGGCCAUCGACCUGAAACCGUUGGAAAAAGAAGAGCCGGUCAAAGAGAAGGAGCAGCAGCCCAGUCUAGAGUACCUGCCACCGGUGGUCGAAGCGGUCAAGGAAGAGACUCCCAAGGGCUACCCCAGAGAGAACCCGCCCAAUCCUCUGAAGCUGGACCCUCAGGCCGCCACCAAAGUGGAGGUGCGCGUCGACAGCUCGACCGUCGCUCCGAUGAUGAUGAUGGGCGGCGAAAUUCCCGGCAACGCCGGCACCGACUACCCCAUUUUCGACACCAUUCCCGAGACCAAGUUCAACUGCAACGAUCAGCCCACCGGUGGUUAUUACGCCGACGUCGAUGAAGGACGUUGCCAGGUAUUCCACGUGUGCCACGACGGCCGCAAGUUCUCCUUCCUCUGCCCCAAUGGCACAAUCUUCGACCAGAAGGUUUUCGUCUGCAACUGGUAUUUCAAUGUAGACUGCGCCGCCUCCAAGGACUUUUACGACCUCAACGCCCAGAUCGGCGUCGUUCCCGACAAGGCCGAAAAGUCACCCGUCGAGCAGUUGGCGGUGGCUCCGUCAGUCGUCGACACGCAACAGGUGGACAGUCCCAAUCAAAACUACCUGCCACCAACACCGGCCAAAGAAACCGUCAAGGUUGAACCGCCCACCUCAUCUUAUUUACCACCCAACGUGGCGCCCAACGCCGUCGAGGCUCUUUCCAACGGCAUCAUCACGGCCGAUCCACCCGCUCAAAGCUACUUACCACCGCAGUAGAUCGAACGCGGGACAACGAGAGCAAUUUAUCACUGCAGCACAAGUUAAUCUCCACCCAAUGUAUCCCAGCAGCACUCUCUAAUUACUAAUAAUCUAGACCGAGGCAUCGGGUUCUCCUCUCGCCACCACCCAUAGUGGCGAGUGCGCCCGCGUGUACAUUUGACAUCGUCAAAACGUCCCCCCCCCUCCCUUUUUCGAGCUUUUCAUUGUGAAUUUUUUUGACACAACACAAAUUAUUAAUAACCACCGGAUUUUGUUAAUUCGAAAGUGACUUGACCGAAAAGCCCACGACCCAUUGUGUACACACUACAUAUGAUACCAUAUUAUUAUAUCUAUUCGUUUCGUGAUGGCGCCAAAAUACAAUUUCUUUGCGUUCAA
This is a messenger RNA of Daphnia pulicaria, 1457 nucleotides long. RefSeq lists its product as uncharacterized. The transcript is spliced from 3 exons. Lineage: Eukaryota; Metazoa; Arthropoda; Branchiopoda; Diplostraca; Daphniidae. The coding region runs from base 108 to 1079 and encodes 323 amino acids. Gene Ontology annotation, molecular function: chitin binding. Gene Ontology annotation, cellular component: extracellular region. The record is from RefSeq and is a predicted model, not a curated record.